AUGUCGGACGAAUAUUUCUAUGGUGUUACCUUGUCUUCUUCACACCAGUCUGAAACAUGGGAUCCCGAGGCAAAAGCGGAGUACCCACGCAGCAACAAGCUGCUUAUUCGCCAGGCACUCCUGGGCCCUGACGCUAAAGCAGAUGAACUAAAUGUUGUUCAGGUUGAAACCAUGUCACUGCAAGAAUCAAUCAAGAUCCCCGUGGCAGUCCUGAAGGCAGGAGAACAGAGACAUGCACGUCUUGAUAUUGAGUUCCCAGAUGCACCAGUCACAUUUACUUUAGUACAGGGUUCAGGACCUGUGCACUUGAUUGGACAACACCUGCUGGGCGCUUUGGUUGAAGAGUUCGAAGACAUGGAGGAAAUGGAAGAGGAGAUGCUUGAUGAGGAGGAAGGCGAUGAUUCUCAGUUCAAAGAAGAUGAGCAUAAAAGGAAAACAUCAGGCAAGCGCAAGACGAAUGAGGAUGAAGACGACGAGGAGGGUGAGCCCAAAGGCAAGAAGUCGAAAAUGUCAAACAACGCCAAAGGCAAGGCUCCUUCGCCCAAGAAGAACGCUAAGAAGUGA
Messenger RNA from Arctia plantaginis, 564 nucleotides. Lineage: Eukaryota; Metazoa; Arthropoda; Insecta; Lepidoptera; Erebidae. The record is from the annotation of a GenBank genome assembly.